Messenger RNA from Daldinia caldariorum, 912 nucleotides. Its product is annotated as glutathione-dependent formaldehyde-activating enzyme. NCBI's taxonomy places the organism in Eukaryota, Fungi, Ascomycota, Sordariomycetes, Xylariales, Hypoxylaceae. Gene Ontology annotation, molecular function: carbon-sulfur lyase activity. The record is from RefSeq and is a predicted model, not a curated record. The transcript has 5 exons. The coding region runs from base 1 to 912 and encodes 303 amino acids.
AUGGCUGAAGAACUAAAACCCUACAGAUACCUCAUCGACGGAAUGUCUGCGGACCUGAAAACCUACCGAGGCAGCUGCCACUGCGGUGCCUAUGUCUACGAGGCAAAGAUGCCUCAUGCCUUCAAAGUCCUCGAGUGCAACUGUAGCUCAUGCUAUAAGAAGGGAGCUUUAUGGGUCGUCCCUGAGCCGGGCAACAUCCGCUUCGUCAAAGGCGACGUCAAUACUCUGGCAAACUAUACAUUCGGGGAGAAGACAAUCAACCAUAAGGCUCUUCAACUCUUGUUUGUCGGAGACGAGACACUUCCCAAGCCCGGCGAAGAGCCAAGAAUGGGAGCAAAUGUCCGAUCGUUUCAGCAUGGCCAAGGCGUCGACGUAUGGAACAUCAUGAAAUUCUAUGCGAAUAACAAGGAAUUCAGGGGGCCUUAUAAGGCGCCCAAGUUCACAGGACCAGAACCGAAAGCCGUGAUAGAAGGUGCAAAGAUCUAUACCGGUAGCUGUCACUGUGGUGCAGUGAGACUGGCAUUAAAAUCAAAGCCUCUCGAUAAGAGUUUCGAGGAGCCUGUCUCCGAAUGCAACUGCAGCUAUUGCAACAGGAUGGGUUAUGUAUGGCUUUAUCCUCAAAAAGACCAGGUCGAGAUUGAGGGUGAAGAAAACAUCGCGUACUAUAAAUUUGGCACCAAGCUAUUCGCAAAGUCUUUCUGCAAGACAUGUGGAAUAUCGAUUCAUAAUCAUAUUCCACCGGUCUCUGAGGAGGAGCUCAAUAAACUACCCGAAGACCAGAGGGAGUUCAUUAAGAGAGCGUUUGCGUUUACACCCAUCAACCUGAGGGCUUUGAACGGCUUAGACGUCGGCGAUUUGAACGUGAAGCAGGUGGAUGGCUAUAGCCGCCCGCCACUUUAUGUUGAGCCAUGA